UUCGUUGAACCGGCAAAGAGUGCAUAUGCCACUAAAGCCAGAAUUCGCCGCACCAUUGAAGCUGAAGGAAUUCCUUACACUUAUGUGUCAAGCAACUUCUUUGCUGCUUACUUCCUACCCUCUUUGUCACAGCCUGGUGGAGCUACAUCUCCCCCAAGAGAUAAAGUUGUUAUCCUUGGAGAUGGAAAUCCCAAAGCUGUUUUUAACAAGGAAGAGGAUAUUGCUACUUAUAUAAUCAAAGCAGUUGAUGAUCCAAGAACAUUGAACAAAAUUCUCUACAUUAGACCUUCAGCUAAUGCUUUGUCUUUUAAUGAUCUGGUAUCUCUCUGGGAGAAUAAGAUUGGUAAAACUCUUGAAAGAAUCUAUGUCCCAGAGGAACAGCUUAUAAAGCAAAUUCAAGAGUCCUCACCUCCCUUAAAUAUGAUCCUGUCAAUUGCUCACUGUGUGUAUGUAAAAGGGGAUCAUACUAACUUUGAAAUUGAGCCAUCAUUUGGAGUAGAAGCUACAACUCUCUAUCCUGAUGUGAAAUACACUACUGUAGAUGAGUUCCUCAAUCAGUUUCUCUGAGAUGCAAACCAUGAUGUGUUUUAUCCUUUUGGUAAAACUGCACUGUCUAAAAUAAAUCAUGUAGUAGUUGCAGCCCCAACUUGCUGGGUUGUGAAUGAAGAAACCUAUGCUAUGCUAUGUUUUAUUAUGAUAAAUUCAGCUAGUUUACAAUAAAUUUCAACCAA
Messenger RNA from Cicer arietinum (chickpea), 731 nucleotides. RefSeq names its product phenylcoumaran benzylic ether reductase 1-like. The record is from RefSeq and is a predicted model, not a curated record. Lineage: Eukaryota; Viridiplantae; Streptophyta; Magnoliopsida; Fabales; Fabaceae.